CUUGAAGUUGUCUUUCUCUAAGCACGAAGAAAUGGCGCCAAAAAAAGGCACCAAAUCAUCCAAGUCGAAGGUGGCUUCUUCUAAAAUAAAAAACAUAAAGGAGAGCUCGAUCCAAAAAAAGAAUGCGUCAGAAAAGAAGCAAUUGAAAAGAGGAACUAAGCAAAAUGAGAAAGGAAAAGAGAAUAAAGGGAAAAAGGGAGUGCCGGCGCCUGAAGUCCCUGAACGAGAAUUAACAGAGGAGGAUUUUGCGAUGUUGGAUGAAAAUCCAACGUCACUGCAAUUUCUUACUAAUGUAAAGCCAGAAGAAUUGACAAAGAAGGUAGAGAAAGGUCCUCGUCCAGAAAUUUACGAUCAGAAACUUUCUAAAGAUGAUGACUUUGACAGUGAAGAGGAGUUCGAUUCGUAUGGCUCUGAUGAAGACAUUCCUAAUUACUCAAAUGAUUCUGAUCAAGAACAAGAUUAUGAGCUUCGUCCAAGAGCUAUUAGCUCAUGGAACAUGACUGACUCAAAUCGUUUGCCCAUUAAGACCAAAGAGGGGCUUUUGCAUGCAGUGAAGGAAGAUGCAACCCAAGCCGAAGGUAAUGGGAAAGAAGAAGAAGAAGAAGAAAAGGAAGAUUCUCCCGAGGGAGAAGGUCAAGGAGAAGAAAUAAAAGAGGAAGACCCUUCAAAAGAUACUUCGGUCGAAGAGCCUCAGCUUUCACCUAAGCAGCAAAUCCAGUUGGAUAAAGAAGUAUUGGCUUCUCUUGCUCAAAAACUAUUGGAAGAACCAGAAGAUUCUUUGCAUGUCUUCAAAAGUAUAUUCGAAAAGUUUCAAUCACCAUUAAUUACUAUCAAAAAAUUGAGUCUUCUGACUGCUCUUGCUGUUUUCCAGGACUUAAUCCCUGGUUACCGUAUCCGUCCUUUGUCAGAGGAAGAACAAAGCACAAAAUUAUCCAAAGAAGUUGCACAACGCUGGUCAUAUGAACAGACUUUUCUGAAAUAUUAUAUGCGAUUUAUCGAAAUUUUGGAAUCUAUCCUUAAAUCAUACGCUUCUCUAGAAAACGAUGUAGAAAAGUCUCUCUAUGAAGUCGCAGUGCGUUGUGUAUCUCGAUUAAUUGAACAUGUACCACACUUUAAUUAUCAUGAUAAACUAUUGACUUUGGCUGUUCAGCAAAUCAGUCACAAGUCUAAGAGAAAUAGCUUUGAUUUGUUUAUAAACAGUCUAACUGCUAUCCUUAAGGAAGAUAAUCUUGGACGUGUUUCUUUGGAUUGUGUUAAAUUGUUGUCAAAGAUGUUUAAACAUCGCAAUUAUGAUGUUCUUCCAGAGGUUUACGAUUUGUUCCUGCAUAUUCAAGUUCUUUCCGAUAUGGAAUUAAAGGAUAGCUCUGAAGAGCGAAGUAAAAUAAAAAAGAGAAAGCAGGAUCGUCCUCAUCUUAAUAAGAAAGCGAGGAAAACGCUGAAGGAAACAAAGGAGAUUGAAAAAGAAAUGAAGGAAGCAGAAGCGGUAAUAUCCGCUGAAGAUCGUGAACGAUACCAAAAUGAAGUGUUGAAAACUGUUUUCCUUACUUAUUUUAAGACAUUGCAGGCAAGAAGUAAAUUAUUGGGUAAUGCUUUAGAAGGUUUGGCUAGAUUAUCUCAUCUCAUAAAUGUCGAGUUCUUCGGGGAUUUAUUGCAGGUCCUGCGUGAACUUGUUUCAGAUGAUAAUAUGUUGUUAGCAGAAGGCAAACCGGCUGUUCAAAGUACGAGGGAAGCUCUCUUGACUGUUAGUACGGCUUUUGAAAUCGCAUCAGCACCAGGAGUCAAUAAGUUAAAUUUGGAUCUAGAUUUAAGCAUUUUUAUUCAACGACUUUACAGAUUAAUUCUUCCAUUUUCAUUGAACCCAGAUGCCGAUUUGUCAUACAAGGUGAAUCGACUUCGGGAUCCAGAUGCUCCUUCAAAGAAGAACGUUGUUAACGCUUCUACCCAAAUGGAGAUGUUAUUAAAGUGCUAUCAGUCCUUCUUUUUUAAGAGCAAGAGUGUCAGUUCCACUCGUCUUGCCGCAUUUUCAAAGAGAUUGGCUAUUUCUAGUUUGCAGCUCCCAGAGCAUUCCUCGACGGCUGCGAUCGCACUCCUUGCUCGACUGGUGUCGCGGUACACUAAGUUGCAUAGAAUGUUUACUUCUGAAGAGCAAAUCGGCGAUGGCAUUUAUCAGCCGUUCGUUGAGGACCCGGAACUAUGUAAGUCAUCAACUGCCAUGCUUUAUGAAACUUUUCUUCUGAAGAAUCAUUAUUCUCCUGCUAUUUCGCGAUCAGCAAAUAGCCUUUUUAAAUUGUCCACGGAAUGAAGUAAAAAAAUUUUUGGGUCUAGGUUGGUUAUAAAUUAAUUACGUACAAGUUUUGGAUAUUAUCGGUAACAGGGAAUAACAUAAUGGUUUUCUACAUAUAAGAGUUUUGGUACUCGUAUCAUCUCGUAUCUGUUUGUCGAGCUUGAGAAAAUAACAUGCUUUCAUGACUUCUCAAAGAUAUAGCUUGUUCUAAGAUAUCCUUUAUACCAUGUUAGCUUGUUCAAACAAAAAGUAACAAAGUAGAGCAGGGACUUACCAGUUUUGUGAUUAUACCAUGCAGUUUUCCACGAACUAACAAAGCUACAACGGUUAUUCCCAUUUCUCUAAACAUCUUAAGUAUCAGUACUGGUGGAGUACUAUGAUUCAGGGUAAAAGUAGCUGGAUACAAAUGAUCAGAGAGCGAAAACGUCAGAUCAAUCGAAGAUAAACUUUGUUCUUCAGGUUGCAAAGUGGAACUGACUUGUGUAAAUAGACCUUCAUUUAAAGGUGAAAUAUGUAGCAGCUCCCCUAAUUUCUCUCUAGAAAUAAGGCCGACAAAAAAUUCUGUUUGGUCUUGCACGACAGCUAUAUAAGGAUGAGUACUAUGUUUAAAUGCACAUUCCAUUUGAUGAAUAGUACAUCUGUCCAAAGGUAACUUGUAAAUUUUUUCACUCGGAGUCAUUGGAAGAUUCAAAUUAAACGAAGAGAUACUAUCGGCGUCUGAGAUAGGAAAGUAAGGGAUACUUUUAAAGUGUAACCAAGAAUCAUAAAUGGAAAAUGGAUUGACAAAGUUUGAGAUCCAUCUGCUGAGAAGGGUUGCAAGCAUGAGAGGUAAUACAACAGUAAAGGCACCCGUUAAUUCAUAGAUGAUAACCACCAGCGACACGGUAAGUCUAGUUGUUGAGCUUAGGAAAGCAGUUGCUCCGACGAUAGCAUAUACGGUAGAUCCUGCCAAGGAAGAAAAAUUGCUUCUUAGAAUGGUGCCGAUGCAUCUACCUAGACAAGCACCAAUUGCCAACGAAGGUACAAGGAUUCCACCUGGUAUUUGCAUUCCAUAAGUAAGGCCUGUCAAAAGCAACCCUACAGUCGCGGAAGCAAAAAGGACUAAAGAGGUAAUCCAUGGCGGAGCUUCACAUAAUAUAGAAGCAGACGAAGGAGAGCAGGAAUUCGAAACUUGAAAAAACAAAUCCGUCGGGUUGUAUAAGAUAUCGUAAUCAAACAAAGCUGGGAUUGAUACAAAACAAGUAAUCAGGCUUAGUAAAGCAACUAAACAUAUACUGAACCAUUUUGGAAAUGAAUCGUACUUUUUAAAAACUUUGAUAUUUAAGCGAACUAAAACUGAC
This is a messenger RNA of Schizosaccharomyces cryophilus OY26, 3624 nucleotides long. RefSeq names its product Noc2p-Noc3p complex subunit Noc3. The record is from RefSeq and is a predicted model, not a curated record. Lineage: Eukaryota; Fungi; Ascomycota; Schizosaccharomycetes; Schizosaccharomycetales; Schizosaccharomycetaceae. The transcript is spliced from 2 exons. The coding region runs from base 32 to 2302 and encodes 756 amino acids. Gene Ontology annotation, biological process: DNA replication initiation. Gene Ontology annotation, molecular function: chromatin binding. Gene Ontology annotation, cellular component: nucleolus.